Messenger RNA from Auanema sp. JU1783, 903 nucleotides. The record is from the annotation of a GenBank genome assembly. Lineage: Eukaryota; Metazoa; Nematoda; Chromadorea; Rhabditida; Rhabditidae.
AUGCUUACAAGGGCUGUUGGAAAUCGUGAUCGGGAUAUGUCCGCAGUAAUUCUUUCAUCUUUGAAAACCGAAAUGUUGGACGAUGAUGAGCAAGCCCCUGAAAGCAUUCAAAGUUCUACAUCCCCUAACCACUCAAAGAAAGUUGUAACUGCAUGGAAAGGUCAAAUUGUUCCUAUGAAUGAUCAUUCUGAUAAAGAAGCUGUCCUCUACAGCGAUCCUAAUUCUAAUAAACAUUACCGUUUCAUUUUGCACAGAAGAAAUCAUCAAAAAGCUGAUAAUUAUGCAUGUGCUAGAUGCAAAUCGCGCAAAAAAUACGUUCGAAUUCUAAUAGCCGGCGAAUACUUUCUUGAGGAUCCAGCAUCGCUGGAUCAUAUAUGUUACUUGAACCAAGAAGAGUUACGGGAAAAUCGCGAACGUUCCAUUGAUCAGAAGAAUAAGGAUAUGAUGAGGGAAAAGCAGAAAAUCACGGCUCAGUUACAAUCAGCUAAAGAUUUCAAGGAACAGACACCUAACAAACAAACUGAUAAAGGUCUUUUGCCUGCAAUUGCUCGUAUACUUGAGCACGAUGAUCCCAGUAUUCUCGACAGUUCAUCUGAAUCUCUCAGAGACGAAGGAGAGCUCCGAGAUAGUCUGUGCUCGUCCAUAUUAGAUACCUUAUUAAAAAAUAUGCCUAAGCAGGAAUCUGGCGAACCACAAAUUAAAAGAUUACGAAAAGAAGAAAAACCUGAUCCAGAUCCUCAGGAGCCUACUCCUCAAAACGCACAAACGCAAGCCUCGGAUGUGUUCAGUAUCAGUUUGAAGCGUGCCUUAGAUGGAAUCUUGCCAGAGAAUAGGGCGAAAGCUGAAAACGAAAUACUACGAUAUGUAUACAGCACGCUCUACGCUAAAUAUGGAGCUACUUAA